AUGGGUAGGAGAGAAGAUCCAGGUUGGAAGCUAGGCACUAUAGGGCUCUCAGCUGCAAGAGAACGCGGUGAUAUAGCGCGGAAGUUCCAGAAUCGACUGACUGUAACUCGCAGCUUAAUAGACAGACUUGGUCUAGAAAAAGAGCUCCAUGGGCAUAUGGGAUGCGUAAAUUGCCUGGAAUGGAGCAAAGAUGGAUCAGUGCUCGCUUCGGCUUCUGACGAUCUUCAUGUAAUAUUAUGGGAUCCGUUUCGGUAUAAGCAACUCCAUAAUAUUACAACAGGACACACAGGAAACAUUUUUUCAGUUAAGUUCCUCUCACCAGAUAUAGUAGCCACCUGUGCUGCAGAUGGAUCAGUUCGUGCUCGGAAUGUAUGUGGUGGUACUUCUUUGCUGGAAUGUGCCUGUCACAGUGGCAGAGUAAAAAGACUUGCUGUAGCUCCUGAUAAGCCUCACCUUUUGUGGUCUGCUGGUGAAGAUGGCCUUGUAUUACAACACGAUCUUCGUAUGCCUCAUCGCUGCAACUCGGACUGUGCCAAUGUGUUGGUGAACCUGCUGAACCACAUGGGCCGUUACGCUGAAGCCAAAUGCGUGGCGGUCAACCCUCGCCGCUCUUACCAGUUGGCGGUCGGUGCUAACGACUUCUACGUGCGCUUAUACGAUACUAGAAUGAUCAAGCUGGGUAGACUGCAGGACUUUCAAAUGAACGCACCAAUGUCGCGUCUUAUGUGGGAGCGACAAAACGUACGGUGUUCCCGCGCCGGUCACGGCGACCCUGAUAAUAAUAUUCCUCGUGCGGCUGUCCAAUAUUAUGCCCCUGGACAUUUAUCCAUGGAGCCCCAUGAGCCAACGUUCCCCAAGAAAGCUGUUACUUAUGUUGCAUUUAGUCAUGAUGGAAAUGAGUUGCUAGUAAAUCUAGGCUCAGAACAGGUAUACUUAUAUGACAUUAAUUCGGCACGACGACCAGUCUUAGUUGAAAGUUUUAUUAUUCAACACAACCAUGGCUACCGAGAGGGUGAAAAAAAGAACGAAAACCGAAACGGUACCAAUAACGGUACAGUUCCAGUGGAAGGUAGCAAUGGUACCGUGGAUCAGCAGUUACCAGAGAAAGUUAGGCAGAUGAAGGAAGCGGCCAACGAACUAGUGAAUAAAAGCAACUACUCGGGUGCAGUAGAGCUGUACAAUUUAGCGAUAGCCGAAUGUCCCAACUGCGCCAUAUUAUAUUCUAACCGGGCCGCUGCGCUGAUGAGGAGGGGAUGGUCCGGUGACACGUACGCAGCGAUCAGAGAUUGCUACAAAGCGAUCAAACUCGAUUCCAACCACGUCAAAUCUCAUUUCCGCCUCGCCAAAGGUCUGAUGGACUUGAAGAGAGCCCGCGAAGCUCACGAGUGUCUUCUGUACUUUAAGGAUAAGUUCCCUAAGCACGCGACUAGUCACGCCGUGUUCCUACUGCAAAAAGACAUAGGAGAGGCCCUGGAGUCCAUGGAGACUCAACCGGAUGAAGCGACAGAGGAAGAAGGUCAGAACGGCAGCGCUCUCGAGCGGCAAUUGCGGAGUUCCGCCUUGGACUACAGCUGCCGCUUCUUGGGGCAUUGCAACACGACUACGGACAUCAAGGAGGCGAAUUUCCUCGGGCCCGAUGCUAACUUCUUAGCGGCCGGCUCAGAUGACGGCAGUAUGUUCAUCUGGUCUCGCAAUUCUGGCAACAUCGCGCGCUGCCUGCGAGCCGACGAAUCUAUCCUGAACUGCGUACAGCUGCACCCCUCCAUGUUCCUGCUGGCGACGAGCGGCAUUGAAGCCGUCGUCAGACUCUGGAGCCCAGCCCCAGAGGAUGGUAGCACGGAAAGCCGCCUCGUCGACGGGCCGUCUGCCGCCGUCGCCAAUCAGAAGCGGAUGCACAGCGAUCCCUUCGAAGCCAUGCUGCUGAACAUAUCGUUCGCAGGCGGACCCGAGAGGGACUUGCAGUCGCCCGUCUGUCGCGCCACGUAG
Molecule: messenger RNA, 1986 nt
Organism: Leptosia nina
Lineage: Eukaryota; Metazoa; Arthropoda; Insecta; Lepidoptera; Pieridae
Source: the annotation of a GenBank genome assembly